AACUUGAGCACCCCAGGUCACGAAUUUCCGGGCUCCUAUCCCAGGGAACAUGAACAAGAGCUGCAACAACAAUCCUGCGGCGAUGGAUUUGAGGGCCCUGCGGCUGCCACCUCAGUUGCUCAAACAGCAAGGCAGUACAUAUCGGAACCUGUGGAGCGCACCGUCGAGUAUGCUGGUCAGACAGCAGCUGCAUACUUUCCUAUCCCUCAGGGCGUCAAAAAUACGGUGGCUUCCUAUUGGUCCAAUGACGAGCAUUCUCACCCCAAGUCCGAGUUUGACCAACAGCUGUCUACUUCUCUUCCGAGUUCAGAGUUAAAGGGCGCCCAACCUCACGAACAUGUUGGCGGUGUCGGUUCCUUGCCAGGAACUAUCUCAGAAUCAAGCGUCGCCUUACUACCCGAUGAGCGGGCAGAGAGAGAU
Molecule: messenger RNA, 420 nt
Organism: Suillus subalutaceus
Lineage: Eukaryota; Fungi; Basidiomycota; Agaricomycetes; Boletales; Suillaceae
Exons: 2
Source: RefSeq, a predicted model, not a curated record